UCGGGCCACACACACACAAAAAAAAGACAGACUCAACAUGGCAGAAGCACAGGAUAGCGACUCAACUUCAGGCGGAAUCCUCCAGGAGAUCUUCACGUCCCCUUUGAAUCUGACCCUGCUCAGCCUAUGCCUGUACCUGCUGUACAAGAUCUUCCGCGGAGACAAGCCCCCGGAGCUGGACGAGGCGGAGCAGCCGCUGGCCAAACUGAAGAAGAGAGACUUCAGCCUGGCGCAGUUGAAGCCUUACAAUGGGGUGCAGGAUCCGAGGAUCCUCAUGGCUGUCAACGGCAAAGUGUUCGACGUGACCAGGGGGAAGAAGUUCUACGGGCCAGAGGGGCCAUACGGAGUGUUUGCAGGCCGAGACGCAUCCAGAGGCCUGGCUACCUUCUGCCUAGGCGAAGAGGCCCUGAAAGACGAACACGACGACUUGUCUGACCUGAACGCAGCGCAGCAGGAGAGCCUGUCUGAGUGGGAGGCCCAGUUCACAUUUAAGUACGACUAUGUCGGCAAGCUUUUGAAGCCAGGAGAGGAGCCCACGGAGUACACAGAUGACGAGGAAGGAAAGGACAAGAAAGCAGACUAAAGAAUAGAAGCAAAAAAAAUCAACAUGGAGGAGGGAAAGUUGUGGAUGCCUUAAUGUUAUACCUUCUGGCUUUUUCUUGGACCACCUCAGUUGAAGGUUAUAGUUGAGGAUUGAGGGUUUUUACAUAUACUGCCUUGUAGUUCUACUGCAUAGAGCUGUGUAAUGUUAUAAAGUUUAGAGUGGUUUCUAUAAUUGUACAAAUGGAACUCCUAAUGAAAUGCAUUGUGGUCCAAAUAAGUUGUCUGCUUGUCAUGAAUGACUUGAUACACAGUCUUCUGUAGAGGUAUGUGAGAAACUUCAGGAAGAAGAAGACUCUUUGGAGAGACGGACCAAAGCAAGAUGUUUCUUUUUUUAUGCCAGCAUUCCAGUUAAAAUACACCACAUACGCUCCAUAAAUUCAUUCAAGGUAAUACUGUAAUUUGUGCAUGUACAUAUAGUCUAAAUGUUAUAAUUCUGUCAAGCUGCAGGUAUAAGCCUUGGAAAUGAUAUUAAUUUAAUAAAUAAGCUUUCAGAAGA
Molecule: messenger RNA, 1099 nt
Organism: Dunckerocampus dactyliophorus (ringed pipefish)
Lineage: Eukaryota; Metazoa; Chordata; Actinopteri; Syngnathiformes; Syngnathidae
Gene: pgrmc1
Product: progesterone receptor membrane component 1
Exons: 3
Coding region: 38-583 (181 amino acids)
Cellular component (GO): endomembrane system; membrane
Source: RefSeq, a predicted model, not a curated record